Messenger RNA from Dioszegia hungarica, 1221 nucleotides. RefSeq lists its product as uncharacterized. The coding region runs from base 1 to 1221 and encodes 406 amino acids. The record is from RefSeq and is a predicted model, not a curated record. Gene Ontology annotation, biological process: regulation of DNA-templated transcription. Lineage: Eukaryota; Fungi; Basidiomycota; Tremellomycetes; Tremellales; Bulleribasidiaceae. The transcript is spliced from 3 exons. Gene Ontology annotation, molecular function: zinc ion binding; sequence-specific DNA binding.
AUGAACCCGCCACCACCCACCGCGGCGCUGUUCGGAUCCACCUCCCACUCGACCCCCUCUGCCACCUCAUCUACCAUUGACAGCGCGUCACCCAAUCCCGGCCCUCCCAACGCUCACCCACACUACGCGCUCAUGUUUGAUCCCUCCCAUCCACUCCCGUCCAGCUUCCUCCCAUCGUACUUCCUCGGUCAGCGGAACGGAGAUUUUCGUACUGGCGAUACGGGAGAUGCCAUCUUUGGUCUCUCGGCCAAUGCUCUGUCGGGUGCGCCUCAGCCAAACAGGACAGCCAGGAAUCAAUUGGAAGACAUGGCGCUCCCACCUGUCCCUCCUCGCGCAGCGGUACCCAGCUUCUUCUCUCCCCCCAUCCCCGGCGCAUCGCUCCCUGGACCCAAACCAUGGCUCCCGCAAGACAGGGGACCAUGGCAAGAACCAUCCAUCCAGGAUGUACUGGAUGACUGGGCGGGCGUACUGGACAGCGGUGGUGGCUCGCGGGGACAGGUCCCACAGCCUGAAGGCUCCAACCACGCCAUGUCCGUCCCACCAGGAACGGAAUCGCCCUUCUCGGUCCCGCAACCCCUUCAGCGGAAUCCCCACUCUGGUGUCCCAGCCUCCCCGGUAGGCGAUUAUGACUAUCCCAAGUCCGCUACCUACCCUGGAAAUCUCUACGCCGACCUCGUAGCAGAUGGAUCAGGCUGGACGGGUGGACGCGAAUUGAGCGGAGACGCAUGUGGACAGGCAUUACCCAUAUACGAACACCUCCUCUCUUCCCUCCCUCACCUCCGACCCGUCCGGUCAGGCGGGGAUGCAUCCGCCCCAUCCGGCCUUCAGCCGCUUAUUGACCUCGCCUCGGAAGGUCUCUCACUCUUAUCUGCCCAACAAGGCCUGACGCAGCCGUACAUUCCCAUCGAAAUGCCACCCGCACCUCCCAGCAUCCCGGCCCCGCAAGGAUCAGGCGGGCCACAGGCGUCUAAAAGGUCCGGAGGGAAAGAUAAGGGGACGACCAAGUGUCUCGGGUGCGGCGCCACCGAGACGCCCGAGUGGAGACGGGGGCCAAUGGGGCCAAGAACGCUGUGUAAUGCUUGUGGACUGGUACACAUGAAGCUGCAGCGGAAGAGGAAGAAGCAGGAGGAAAAGGCGGCGGCGGCCAAGGGGGACGAGGAUGGUGUGGGCGGGAUGGUAGAGGGCAAGACGAAGAGGGCGAGAACGGAUGAAGAGGAUUGA